Messenger RNA from Brassica rapa (field mustard), 665 nucleotides. RefSeq names its product filaggrin-2. NCBI's taxonomy places the organism in Eukaryota, Viridiplantae, Streptophyta, Magnoliopsida, Brassicales, Brassicaceae. The record is from RefSeq and is a predicted model, not a curated record.
AUUCCAAAACCCACACACAACACAAAUACAAACCAUAAAACUCGCUUCUUCUCUACCACAAUGCAGUACUACGAAACACGUGAAAAAGAAUACUACGAUGUGGCUCAAGGCCAGAGUCGCCAGGGUUAUGGUCAGAACCAUCACCAGGGAUAUGACCAGAGCCAUAGCCGCCCAGUAUAUGGGCAUAGUCCGACUAUGAAUCACCGUAGCCAUGGUGGGUUUCUUGAUGGACUAUUCAAGGGUAAAAAUGGUCAAAAGGGUCAGAACGGCUUAGGGACGUUUCUAGAGCACAAGAGCCACGAGGCUAACAAGGGCCAUGGACAUGGGAAGCUCUUAGGACAGCACCAGAAGAAAACUCACGAGACAAACAAAGGUUUUAAUGGCCUAGGAACGUUCAUUAACAAUGGAGAGAAGAAACAUAAGAAACAAAAUGAGCACAAGAAGAAGAAGAACAAAGAUGGGCAUGGCAGUGGCAAUGAGAGUGGAAGCAGCAGCGGUAGCGACAGCGACUAAAUGAAAUGAUUUCAUAAGCCUAAUGCUUCUAAGAGAGACUGUUUAAAGUAAGUCGACGUAAUACUUAGAAUAAAAACCACUUAGGUGGUUGUCUCUCUGCAUGUGUACCAUAUAUGAGCUUCACUAAUAUGAAUCUACUUUUUUUACUUUUG